Molecule: messenger RNA, 2619 nt
Organism: Callithrix jacchus (white-tufted-ear marmoset)
Lineage: Eukaryota; Metazoa; Chordata; Mammalia; Primates; Cebidae
Gene: RBPMS
Product: RNA binding protein, mRNA processing factor
Molecular function (GO): RNA binding
Source: RefSeq, a predicted model, not a curated record
GAGAGAAAGGGAGCUGCUUCCAUCCCGGACUUCCCAGAGCCUGCCUGGAGCGCGCACUCAGCGGCUCUCAGGUCCCCGCGUCCCAGCUGCGGCCCGCGCCCCUCCGCCCGCCUCCUCCUCCAACUUCUCUUCCUCCUCCUCCUCUCUAGGCAUCCCCGUCCCCUCCUUCCAGCAGCUCUAGCUCCCUGUCCCAACUCGGCCUCAUCCCCAACUCUCCGCACUCACUCCUGGGACGCGCGUUCUCGCCCCAUCCUUCGCUUCCUUCCUUCCUUCUUCCUUCCUCCCCGGGCGCCCGCCCUCCCUCUCCAGGUCACCCUCCCGGGGCCCGAUUGUCUCGGUGCCCCGCUCCCGGCCCGCGCCCUGCCCCGUCUCUCCCUCGCAUUUCCUGAGUCGCCCGCCGCCGUCGCAGUCUCGCCGCGGGAUCCCCAGCCCAAGCCCGACAGCCACUGCCCCGGCUCCAGCCCCGCAGUCCGCGGCGCCCGCCCGAGGGAGCCCCGGCGCCUGGGGAAGGCAACAGUGGGCGAGCGCGCCCUCGCCCAGCCCGGCCCCCCAGCCCUGCCCGGCCCGGCGAGUAAGGACCGGGAAGAUGAACAACGGCGGCAAAGCCGAGAAGGAGAACACCCCGAGCGAGGCCAACCUUCAGGAGGAGGAGGUCCGGACCCUAUUUGUCAGUGGUCUUCCUCUGGAUAUCAAACCUCGGGAGCUCUAUCUGCUUUUCAGACCAUUUAAGGGCUAUGAGGGUUCUCUUAUAAAGCUCACAUCUAAACAGCCCGUAGGUUUUGUCAGUUUUGACAGUCGCUCAGAAGCAGAAGCUGCAAAGAAUGCUUUGAAUGGCAUCCGCUUUGAUCCUGAAAUCCCGCAAACACUGCGACUAGAGUUUGCUAAGGCAAACACGAAGAUGGCCAAGAAUAAACUCGUAGGGACUCCAAACCCCAGUACUCCUCUGCCCAACACUGUACCUCAAUUCAUUGCCAGAGAGCCAUAUGCGCUGGCUCCCUCCCUCCGAGGCUACUUCUCAGGGCUGGAAGUCCCGUCAGUUCUGCUGAAUACUAUGCUUGAAAAAACCUUGCCCAGUUUUGAUCCCUGCAAGACUUUGCCACAGCCUCUAUCACACAUCUGUUUUUCUCAAAGAAAAAAUAUAAUAAAAAUGUUUUACUCUUUUACACUGUAUAAUUGUAAGAAAUAGUGUGUUAUUUGUGAAUGCAUGGUCUGACAUUUCUGUACAGUUUGGAGAUAUUUUCAAACGAAACGUAAGAGAAGUCAACAAUAAAACCAAGAAAAGUGAGUAUUUUUAUACCAAACAUUUUAAGUGUGCUGGGAUGGACGAUCUUACACUGGGUUGGAUCACUGUUUUGUGCUCGACUUUUGAAUGCUUGUAAUUAAAAAUAUCUAUUUUUUUCCUCUAAAGUAAGCUGCAUGUUUGAGGCAUGUUUCCAAAUAUUAACCAGAAUUUCCUGUAUUGUGACUAUAUAGAAAUUGUGCCUACCCAGAGUCCAGGGUAAAUUAGCAUGGUGUAGCUGUUAGAACUGUUACCUGCAGUAUUAGGUCUAGAAUCCCAGUUCCAUUAAGACAAUCAACCGGAAGCCCCCAGGAGCUUCUACCAAUGGCUUAUUCAUAACUGGGCAAAGAAAACAUUGGUAAGAACUGCUCAGUGUGCCCUUAGAAAGCCGUGGCAGCUCCAGCUGUGACUAUAAACUGUGUGCCGAGUGUUGUAUUUUUGCAGUCCUACGUUUCCUUUGUAACUGCACGCUCCCGUGUGUAACUCACCUUGCACAAGCCAGCCCCGCAGCCCUGCUCCCCCUGUGGAAGUGCAGGGCUCUCCUCACGGGUAAGGGACAACCCUGGUUUGGGAGGCCAGCCCUGGCCCAUGAGGGGCUGGCUGUGCCCAACCCAUUUGGCUGCAGCAGGCAGCUCAUGUCUCUAUGUCUCCAAAGUGAUUUUUGCAAAACAUUAGCUGAAUCGAGCUGGUGUGUUCCCAACUCUUCACGGCACGGAGCCAAACGGACCACAUACCAUGAGCUCCCGAAUGUCGUGUGCUAUGAGGAUGCCUGCCACACCACACAGAGAUGGAAGCAUUGGGCACUAGAACCAGUUCUACUCAGACUUCAUCAAAGUCAGUCUUGUGUUGUCAGUUGACACAUCUCCAGAGUUUGUGACAGCUCAACCUCUCCCCUCGUACAAGAGCCAUCUGUAAAACCAGUGACCUAAAUUCAGCGGCCAAACACAAUCACAGGCUUUCCUACUGAUCUGCUCAGCGUCUGUGGAAAAUUUCAAUGUGAUGAUUACCUGGUUGGUUUGUGUUCUGCUGUUUUCCAUUAAAAAUAAAGAUGUCAAGAAGCUUUUAAAGGUCACCACAAAAAACCAGCAAGACUCUAGGAGUGAGGGGCCCCCUCUUACCAUAAAUAAGGGGAAAGGGCAGUUAGCACGGGGACUUGUGACAGAGCCACUUUGGUAUUCAAGGACCUGCUUAUGCCCAGUGCCACUUGGCUCUUGGUGAGAUGCCUGUACUCCUCUCUAAGGAAAACAGCCACUUCGACACAGUCUAUUAUGCUUUUAUAACUGUUUAAAGGUACUUUUCUAUGGUCAUUUUUAAAAAAUAAAGUGCUUAUUCCAGCUGUC